UAUGCAAUUUGGGUUUCAAAAUUAAAAAUGAUGAUUAAUUGUAUAUGUUGACGCUUACCAGGGAUUUAACGCUGAAUUAGAAAUUUCUACCUUUGUUGACAUUUGCUCUCUAUCUAUGCGGGCGGUCAAUUAUCGGCCCAGUUAUAUAGGUUAUUACAUUUCUAUGGGACCCAGCUGCCGCAGUCCUGUUGGAGCGUGCCAGUCAUCAGAUAUAUAUUGUAUAAAGUCGUGUGCGGAACUCUUAACGCCUGGCAUCUCAAGGGAGCCAGAAUUACCACCAGCCGAUCUUCUAAAAUUCUUCAUUCAUUGCCAGUUCCUUGACCUUGACGUGCACUUUUACUGGUGUCUCUUCGAUUAUUUAACUAUCAAUGGAUCGAUUGUACACAUGAGAGGGUUGAUUUUGGGCAGCUAAAAGUGGACAGUGCGGCAGCUAGUCGAUUAGAUUUAUUUUCUGCUAAUGAUUUGGAUAAUUCAAGGUUCGCUACGGCCAUCAGAGGAAGACGUGCUAAUUUCCAGUGACCAUCUGUUUAUGGAGGAAAUAAUACUAGGGAUCCUUGCAUCCUAGCAUCAGCCGGUUCUCCAGCUGUUGGGUCGGUGCAUGUUAUUGCAGUUGAAACUACAGAAAUGGGAGUGGAAAGUAUAAAAAAUAAACUGGAGGAGCAGGAACCAAUGGCCCCUACGGCUUCCAUGGAAACAGUGGCUGUCGUCCGGAUAAUCAAGGUGGUUUCCAGCAUGUUGCUGGCCGCUAGUCUGCUGUGCAGUGGUCUGUCCAUCGCCACCACCUCCUGGAUCAAGUCUAACGGGCGACAGGAGGGACUGUGGGCAGACUGCGUGUCCCCCACGGGGGACAUCCUGUCCUACGAGUGCAGAGCCAACCAGCCCAGGGGAUGGCUGGAUGCCUGUCGGAUUCUGAUCUGUGUCGCCUUUCCUCUGAACUUCAUUGGAUUUAUCAUGGCUACUUACGGAAUACAGACCACGAACUUUGGGAUGAAAUACAAAUACUACAACAUCUCAAUUAUCGUUCUGUUUCUCGCAGUAAUUCCUGAGUUGAUUGCUGUGAUCAUGUUUCCUGUUAAAUACAACGAGGAACUCAAUGGAGCCGAGUGGUACGUGGGUUGGUCCUAUGUGGCCGCUGUUUUGUCCGCCAUUUUGGUUCUUAUAGCUGCCAUUUUACUGUUGAUUGAUCGAGGAGCGGACGAAUCUCUGAUCAGAGAAAAGACAUGUUACUAUAAUGACGAGUCGAUAGAGGAAACCCUCGAGUAAUUUCUCCGUGACCCAGAGGAAAAGGUCAGUUAUCCGCCCGUGGGCGGAUCUAUACGUUCCGGGAGCGUUAACCGUGUGUUCGAAUGAUUACUCAUUUAAGGUUGGUUUCCUCCUCCCCCUUCCAAAGAUGACGUCACUGUCGCUGUCCUACCUCAGACUCAGGUGCGAACCAGUAAACCCGCAGGUAUAUUAUGUCACGUUUCUGUUAUAAAAUGAGAUACAAGGAUAUAAUGUCCAAGUGCCACCGCAUCAACGAGAGUUCCCUUCAUUUAUCCGCGUUCUCUGAAAUAGGAUAGGACCCAUUUUCACAGUUCAAAACUGCAAUGCUACCACCUUCCAUCAUACUCGGAUGUAGCUAGAUGGUAUGCGUGUAUAUGGAGUUUAAUGAUGGUGAAAGACGUUCUAAAUUAUUGGGAAAUGAGGAAAGACUGUUUCACUGCAUUGAACUGGUGUGAAUUGUGAUUUGAUAUUUCAGAAUGUUGGGUGAUUCGUGUAGAUAUUUUUUUCAUGGGUAUUUUGUGGUCAGCAACUAUAUUUUGUAUUAAAUCUCUAUAAAAUAAAUUAUUUAAAAACCUC
Molecule: messenger RNA, 1839 nt
Organism: Magallana angulata
Lineage: Eukaryota; Metazoa; Mollusca; Bivalvia; Ostreida; Ostreidae
Exons: 5
Coding region: 625-1263 (212 amino acids)
Biological process (GO): cell-cell adhesion
Cellular component (GO): cell-cell junction; membrane
Source: RefSeq, a predicted model, not a curated record